CUUCACAAAUGGUACAGGAACCUGCAUCAAGACAAGAAGCACAUGCAAAACUGAAAGAACAGUUGAGCCAUGCUUCAGCUCAGUCUCCAGUGGUGUUUCUUCAGGAAGGACUGCCAUUCAGUCCACGGCAGAUCUCCAUCUACUGGUGGACGUAGCUUGCAAACAGGAGCACUUUCCAAAAGAAGAAUUAAGAGAGUGAGAAGUGGGUGACAGGCAUGUGAAAAUGUGCAGUAAUUGCCAACUGGGUUCUCCAUAUCAGACCCCAGAGGCACACAAUAUGCACUUUGGAACAUUUCAACUGUUUGAAAAAACUCUUUCCUUUUGCUUUUGUUGUGAGUUUUAUGGGGAACUAGUCACUCCAUUGUUUACUGAAUCUCUUUUGUUACAUUUUCUACUUAGACAUGUUGUAAAACAUCUAGCGGCCUGAGUGUUUAAUAGUCAGUAAUUGUUUAUCAGCCCAAAAUUCCCUAGAAACCAAAAGACUGAGACUCUCUGUAAAUAGGAGAGUUUAAAAGCUUCUGCUAUUGGCUUUCUUUAUGGGGGAGCAAACUUUUCUUGUGUUGUAUUUGGAAACUUUCUAACUCACUUUGUUGGGGAGUGUAGUCGUCAUAGCCUCAGUUUUGUAUUAACAGUGCAUCUCCUUGGAGUUACACUGGCCCUUUAAAGAGAAUUGUGUCAGAACAAAAGCAUUGGGAGAUCACAAUAUUCCAGGUCUGAGUGGGUCAUGGAUUCCAGGAGAGCAUCUCUGGGAAAGAUGAGCUAAUUUUCUAAGUGAUUAACCAGGAAAUGCUCUUCCUUCCAAGCACACUGCUGUAGACUUUCAGCAGCAGAUGUGUCCCACCAAUGAGCACCUGCUACACACAGCAGCCGCUGGAUCUUUUACAUAAGUGGAACAUUAUUCUGUUUUAAUAAUUUCAUUUGAUUCUAGUGAUAUAAAGGUAAGUCAUCUGUUUGUUUAUUGUAUUGCUUAUUUUAAGUAGGUCUUCACAAGAUACUUUUAACAUGUUUAAUAUAAUUAUAUUUAUAUUGACAGUAGAGUUAAGGUUUUAAACAGCUAUGUAUUUAUUAAUGUUGAAAUAUUGACAGAAGGAUAAAGGAUGUAUGUGCAAUAUUUGUUGUUAGGACAGUACAUGUGAAUGAGGCAGCACUAAAAAAAACGUAACUAAUUAUUUUCUGCCUUUUCAUGUAUCUCUACAGUUAGUGAGACUCAGUCCUAUAUAAUUGUGAAAAUGCACAAGGAAGAAGCAGAGAAAAUAAGCCUCUUAUUUGUCAGAACCCAAGUUGUGCCAUCUAAAUCUUUCUAUAGCUUAAUGUUAUGUUCAGUACCUCACAGCAAACUGUUUGAUAGGAUGAACCAAUAUCAGAUCUUUUAAACCCCUACCAAGGCUACAAACUAGAAUGUUGGAAGCUGGGGGAUGCUCUUGGGUCUUGGCACACUAAACAGAAACACUAUUACACUGAUCUGCCUCAGAACUGCCAUUUUACAUCUUUCAUCAUAUGCAUAUUGUAAAUUUUCAGAGGCUUUGACUGUUUUAGGGAGUUACAUCUUCUCAGACCCUUCAAUCAAAUUAAAACGUGGAAACCUAAUAGCAAAAAAUAAAGUGCAUUCAAAUAGUUAAAGGGAAAAGGAGUUUGGCAGUACAGCAGGAGCACUGAAAUCGGAGUUUGGUUGAUUGCAUCCCCCAGACUGGCAGGGCUUAGGACUAAUGCAGAGAAUGCUGUUGGAAUAGGGGAGAGUCUCAUUACCCUAGAAACUUCUUCCAUUAAGGGAAUGGUGACAGGCUUUGAAGGGAGUCCUUUCUAGUUCAGCUGCCCUGACUGAGAAAUGAGUAUGAAGUUAUAAGGAUCUCGGGAAUUCUGCAUUGCCAGACUGUUACAUAUUCAAUAAUGAAGCUUCCUGCCUUAUCUUUCUCAGUUCAGUCUACACCAAAAGAUAUUAUGUUCUUUCGGAGACACGAGUCAAGGAACCAUGGCAUGGUUUAAAAUUCUCUUGUUUUAAUGAUUAAUUACGAAAUCCUAGUAUUUGUCUUUUUGAAUUAAAAAAGGCCAUGGAGCUGGAUCUCCUGCCAUAUUUACAUGCAUAGUACUAUCAGCUGUAGCUCUCCUUAUCCUUACUUAAAUCUCAGAGAAAGGACACUCACUGCUUAAAGAAAUCAGUAGAGUAGUGCACAAAACUCAGCAGACUGGACAUCUCAGUAUUUUGUCACUUUUAGCAUAGAUGUAUUUCAGUUGGUAAAUAAAGUGUGACUGCUCCAACUGGGCACGUAAUUUUACCAUUUUCUUGUUAAUGGGAACAGUGUGGGAUUGGUUACACUGAGAUGUAAAAUUACAGCAGCACAUACAAUAAUCUGCAACUAAAAUUGUUAAAGGGAAAUAGCAUUUAUAUUCUCAAUAUGUGUGUUAAACUUUAAAAUGCAGAUAUUUUAAAAUAAAUAUUUCAACUAAUAGUUCCUGAAAGCAACUUUAUAACUUACAAAAUCAUUGUCAUACUCAUAGGCUUCUUAAAAGUGUAAUCUACCAGAUUUCCCCCAUAUGUAAUUCCAUUGACUUCUGUGGAGUUCACCAGAGAUGAAUUUGGCUCCAUUUGUACUCAAACCUCAUUAAUCUGUCAUGUUUUUGAGUGCAAUUCCUUUCUCAUAAGCAUCAUGUUUUAUAGAGGUUCUCUCCUAACCAGCUUAAUGCAAGGCUGAAUGGAUAACAUAUUUUCUGUAUGGUAUAUACUAGGGUUUUUUGUAUAUCUUUCUGAGAAUCCUCCAGCAUAAAUCCAUCACAUGCCAAGUUUCAAACUUCUACUUGCAACCUUACUUUGAGGUUAUAGGUCUGACCUAUAGUAUUAUUCACCUCCCAGUGAUGUUAGAGGAGAAUAACAGUUGAAUUCCAGACCUCUGACAUCAGCCUGACCUGAAACCUUCUUGCAGUAGCAACUAGAAAAGGGCUACUGAAUCUAAAUUAGCAAGAGCUGAAGAAAGGCUGUGCGUGAAAUGGACAGAGUCCUUCCCAGGGCCGAAGACAUAAGGCUGCAAUAAAUCAGUACAUUCUACAGAGGGGAGUUGCUUUAGAUACUGGCUUGAUGCCAUUCAGAGUGUCACAGGAAGGCAGAGAAAGAGCCUGCCAUCACACUGAUAAAUUCCUGUUUUGUUUAUUGAUCUGAAUUUGCAUUUUAAUGUUUUACUUUUAUCUUAGCUAUGUUGGUCACAGAGUUUGUUUUAAUAUCAGUUUGAAGAACCAGUCAAUGACCCUGAUAUACAUGUGGUGGUUUAAGCAGUUAGUAAGGACUUUGUUGAAUGCAGUUUAGCUGUGGAUCAGGAGAGGGAGUCCAGGAGCUCUGCGAACAAGACUAAAGGGGGUGGGGAUGUUGCCUAUGGCGGCUCCACCCUCACUUUGUGUCAGCAGGUAGAGAGAAAGCUUGCAGUCCCAGAGGGAGGGAGGCAGAGAGCUGGGGAACAUAAACUGCAAACCACAAGCUUCCUUCUCCAGGGAGUUGAUCCAGAAGUGCUUUUCUGAAAAGAAAGCUCUUCCACAACCUCUACAUAACUUUCCAAGUCCACCUCAAGCUUCAGAACCCUUGCUUCUGGUAUUCGUUGCCUACUUUACUCUGAUAGCAGCCUGCCCAGGUCUGCUGCUGGAUUACUGCUGAUAUUUCCAGACUUUGUUUUCUUUCUCGCUCCCCACAUUUAGACUCGAUCAUUGUAUGUGCUAUAAGGAGAGGAGAGACUCUUCUAUUUGAAUGGAGUAUUCAGAAAUGCUUUUGGAUUCAUUCUAAGCUCUUUCGACUGCAUUUGCACGCUUAACUUUCAGCCAUGCCUGGCCCAGGAGCUUUCAGCCGGGAGUAAAUUUCUCCCUUUGAUCUUGUUGGAUUGUCUUUCAGUCUGUGGAAUUCCAUUCGUAUCUACCUGCCUUUUGUGUGUGUGUGAGAGAGUGCAUGUGUGUGUUUGAGAGAGAGAGAGAGAGAGAGAGAACUUUUUUUUUUCAAAGCAACAGGUUGGUAAGAUAUAAAACAAGUUUUUUUUUAUUAAGCUGUUAGAAGUUGUUUUUUCCAGAAUUUAUAGAAACAUUUCCAUCUAUUGCAGAUCCUGCAGAUUCCUGCAGACAGAUUACUCAACGGGUUUGCAGAUCUUUCUUUAAAAAUCCAUUUUUCCCUUCUCAGGAGAGUCAUUUUAGUUGCUAAAUUUCUCUACUUUCUGUACAAUUAUGAAGACUCUUCAAUAUUUCUUAUAUGAUAUUUCGGUAGCACAUAGCGAUUUUUUAAUUUUCAUGUUGUGGUGCUUUUGUUUACGAUUGUAUUAAAUAUGUUCUUCAAAGCAAUUAUAGCAAUUCCUGAGCGUGCACAGGAAUAGCAUACAAAAACCCAAGGACAUGUUUGUAACUUUUUGCUCUAAGUCCGUGCUUAAACUUUCAACAUGUUCUGGGGGCCUUUUUGCCUGCUAGGAAUUUGAAAAUAGGUUGAGAAGACUUGUUCAUCUAAUGAAUUUUGUGAACUGAAGAUCAGAAGAAACAUGCUUUAAAAUAGACGCUAAACACAGUUUACUAGUAAUUUCCUAUCCUUGUGCCGAGACAGGAGAAUAAAUCUUGAUUCUGCACCCAAGUGAGCGAGACAUUUCUAGCAAAAUAGGAAUUAAAUUUGGAGGAGGACAACUCAAAAGCAAACAUUUGAUAUUUGUGCUGAACUUAUACUGCUAAAAUAAUCGAAGGGGAAUAUCUGCUCUCCUCCAACGUUAUUCUUUAUUAUGUGGAGUUGAUGGAGGACAUUAAUAUUUGUAAUUAACAUUAACUUGGAAGAGCUCAUGCUUUUGGGAAUGAGAUAUGUGGAGAAGAUAACUAGCUGGAGAGAAGGUCAAGUGCAUCUAAGAUUGGUGGGUUCGAUCUGUUGAUCAUCCUGAAAUGUAAUCCUUAAAGGUUGAGAACUGUGGAGACACAUCUUGCAUGGCAAAGACUCACCCUGUGAUUAGCACAGGCAGGACUAAAGUGCUGCAUAAUCUUGUAAUGUGUCCUGGCUGGAGUUUUUUUUAAUGCCCAUGUUUUCAGACUCUGUUGAUCUUUUUGGAUUUAUCCAUUGGAGGAAAAGGAAAAACACCUGAUUUCGAUUGUUGGUGUUUUGGUUUUAAUUUUAUUAAGGCCUCUGGGCACUUGAUUCCAAGAAAGAGAAAUUCUUCUGGUGAGAAACAGAAGAAGAACCCAAAAUAAGGAGUGCAAGGAGGAAGGGCUGUAGGUUACUUGAGCACCUCUCCCUUCCCAUCUCCUUGCUGACUGGAAACACACAAGAGCUUUAAACUUAACCAUCUCUAUCUGCUGUUGAAACCUGCUGCUAGGGUGAGGACGCAUUCCUGAGCGAUAUGUGUGGCCGAAGUCACUGCUGCAGCUGGUAGCAUGAGUGCUAGCCCCCAGCUGCAGCUGGCUGUCCUCUGGCCUUGGCUGCUAAUGGCUACACUGCAGGUCGGACUUGGCCAUGGGCUGGCACUGGCAGCGGCAGUGGAGUCAGAGAGAUCAGCAGCACAAAAGGCUAUCAUUAGGGUGAUCCCCUUAAAAGUGGAGCCAAUCACAUUGGAAGGAGUUUUUGCUAAUGUUGCUGAGGUUACUCCAGCAGAAGGAAAACUACUACAGUUCCACCCGCUGUCUCUGUGCAACACCAGUGAGGACGAGCACACCGGCUCCGGAUUCGUCACCAUUGUCAAACUCGAGCGGCCGGAUCGAGAUCUCCACCCCUGCCUGUCACUGGCCAACAAGGCAAAGCUGGCAGGGGAGCGGGGGGCUCGUGCCAUCCUCUUCGACAUCACAGACGAUGAAAGUGCUGCUGACCAGCUGAGGAAACCCAGGGGCCUGAGUCAGCCUGUGGUUCUGAUCUGGGGCCACGAUGCAGAACUUCUCAUGGGCGUUGUGAACAAGAAUCGAGAGGCACAUGUGAAGAUUGAGGUUAAAGAGCAGCCAGCGUGGCCAGACUAUGACGUGUGGAUUCUUCUCACAGUUCUGAGCACUGUCAUCAUGAUCAUUCUGAUUUUUGUCGUUCGCACCAAGUGUCACUGGAACAGGACACAGGACUCCUUGCAGCAGCAGACCCUGCAGGCAAUCAGCCAACUGGCCACCCGGAAAUACCAGUGGCAGUGCCGACAGGCCGCCUUCAGGGAUUCAGCCAGCAGCUGCAGCUCAGCUCCCAUCUGCGCUAUCUGUCUGGAGGAGUUCAGCGAGGGCCAGGAGCUGCGGAUUAUUUCCUGUUCCCAUGAGUUCCACAGAGAGUGUGUCGACCCCUGGCUGCAGCAGCACCACACCUGCCCGCUCUGCAUGUUCAACAUCAUCGAGGGGUCUGCCUUUGCCCAGCCUGUGCAUUCCAGGCAGAAUCCCCCGGGUCUGGCACCUGGGCAGCGGCUUCACCUCUUCCGGCAACACCCAGGACAUGCCCUGUAUCACCUCCCAGAGGCCCAUUCCCAGAGGCAGCUCAGAAACUUUGCUCCCCCGCUUCCCCAGGGCAAUCCCUUCUUUCAUUCCCCAGAGCUCUCCCAGCUGGAUUUCUGCACCAUGCACUAUGCGCCAUACAGGCCGCUGGGCUCCCUGGCCACAUGCAGCCGCCAGCCCUCUCUAGCCCCAGGCCUGGGGCACGAGCAGUACCGAAAAUCUCCAGCAUAUGGGCAGAUGCCAUCUUCUCACAGGACCUGCCCCCUUCCACCCCAGGCCCGUUGCCUGGGAUUCAGGACUGUGGGAGAAGCAAGGCACCACCAUGCGGCCCCUCCUCGCCGGGGAGCCAGUCAUGGGAGGCAACACAGCAGCAGUGGCUCUGGAGAGAGCUAUCUCACAGAGCCCAGCGGCUACCUGGCUGAUGGGCCUGGCAGUGACUCCAGCUCCGGACCCUGUCGUGCUUCCUCCAGCGAUUCCAUGUUGAAUUGCACAGAUGUCAGCCUGCAAGGCAUCCAUGGCAGCUGUUCCACCUUCCGCAGCUCCCUGAGCAGUGACUACGACCCCUGGGUGUACUGUAGCAACGCCGACAAUGGCCGGGAGCAGCUGCAGCCUCCAGGGGAGCCAAGGCCCAGGUCUUUGGACUUGAAGGAGAUCAGCAGCCCUGCAUUAGACAAGAGUCAGGUACUGAGACAUGUGCAUUAUCACCACCACAGGCACCAUCACUACAGGAAGGACCUGGAGUGUGGGCCUGUGAAAUCAAGCCAGGAGCCCAGCCCGCAUAAGCCCCGCUUUUCUGGGGGUGUGCACAGUGCCCAGACACAAAAGAGGACUGAGAAAACGCAUCACUGCCAGCAGCCAGGGUCCCAGGAUGUACUCCUGUCAGGCUGUGUGCGUCAGGGACCCGACCUCUCAGAGCACCUCUCCUCUUCUGCAGACGGGUCUGACUUCAGCUGGGUGGCCAGUCGGCAAGCUGGAGCUGCUGAUCCAUGGCCCUUCCCGCUGUCACGCAGACAUGGCUUACAAAGCCGGCACCACCGAAGGAAACGGAAGGGCCGCCUGGAGCCUGCCCUGGCUCACCUUCCCGAGCACUCAGACGUGCACAAGGACUGCAAUGUUCACGUUCACUAUGGCCACUCUCCUGGCUAUUGCUGCUUCCCAGAAGGGCAGCCACUGCUGCCAACUGCCCCUUUGCCCUAUUGCUCAGGCUCUCAGGUGGUCUGGAAGUGCCUAGUCCCACCUGCCAAUUUGGAGUCUCAGCAGCAGGACAAGGAUCUACCAGAAUGGGAGGGGAAAGCCAUGUAUCCAGCUGAUUUCUCAGGGACAGGCACCAUGGAAGAGCAUACGAGUCUUCACCUCCACUGCCAAACUCUGCAACAGAAUCAGGGGUCCAAGGAGGAGAUCCAAGAUGUGUAUGAACAUUCAGUUUAAUGAAAGAUGAACUCAUCUGCAUACGCCAGAGAGGACAAGCCAUUCAGGAAAUGAACAAGAACUGGAACUAGUGACUUAUUUCCUGGAUCUCUGAGCAGGCAUUGUAGUAACAGUCCCAGUAUGCCCUGCACUGACAAGCAAAAUGUGCUGGUCACUUCCAUGAGGCCCCCUCCUACCUCCUCUACCAAAUUGUGGUUACACAAAAUCAGCAUGCCUCUCGCCUUUGAAGGCAUGGACAGCACACACUGAUCAGAAGACAUGCUGGGAGCAUGGAUUUACUCAUUCCAACCCUGUGUCCAGUGUCCGUUCUCUGGAGAAGCCUGCUGGGUAGACAUAAUCUGGUAUUUUGGCACAAUUAUAUCCCUGUGGGUAUUUGGAGGCUUUUUGAAAUGUUUUGGAAAUGGGCAGACCUGUAAGACUAAACGUUGCACAGAUGAAAUUAUAUACCCAAAUAGCUCCUGCCUUUUUCAUUUCCUCACUUAGGUCAAAGCCUGGCCAGCCUAUUUGACUAACCCUUCAUACUCUUAUUUCUCAAACUUAAGAUCUUCUAUUUUUACACUGUAGGAGCUCUCUUAGGUCUGGACCCUGCAAGAUGUUUCCAUGGACUGCAAUGGGAAUUGAGGGUCCCUGCCACUCAGCAGUUAACUCCCCUUCAGCUGAGGCCAGGAUUGGGACACUGUAUUUUUUGUCUGCAGCAGGAUCCAGCUGGAGGAGCAGUAAGGACAUUCAGGAUUCUGCCAGCAUUUCAAGGAAGAGCUGGGGCUAAGAAUCUUCUCAGAAUCCAUUACGUUACCUGGAACGGUUCUCAGAUUCCUCAUUCAUCACUUAAUUCCUCACUUACAUAGCAGAGUAGAUAUAAAGGCCAGACCUGUAACGGUGCUGAGUAGCUCACUUGCAGUGCAUGUUUCAAAGCCUCUUUAAGCAUCUUUCUGGAGAGCAUGGGAAUCAUGGAGAAAUGAGAGGCUAACCUCUUAAUCCAUGAGCCAGCAUGCAGAUCCUCCUGCCUUCUUCAUUCUGACCACUGCCAUCAUCAUCCGGGGCAUCUGGCUUUGGCCACUGUCAUCAGACAGGAUACUGGGCUAGAUGGAUCUUUGGUCUGACCCAGUAUGGCUGGUCUUAUGUUCUUAUGUUAUCUCCUGGGAAAUAUCUCCUGAGACACACCCUGGGAAAGCAUUUGGGUAUGUACAUGCUCAGUAGAGUCCUAUCCCAGCUGAUAGUUCAGGCAUCUUAAGAUAUUUUUGGUGAUUGUUGCAGGAACUGAGCCCACUCCACACCUUGAAGACCAUGCCUCUUGUUUGCAGUGUAAUAGGAAUCAUCCCUUUCCCUGAGGAGGAUGCUGUCUGGUGUAAGACCCAAGCUCAGUGGAACAGGUGCUCAGUAGCAAAGGACCCUGGCUGCUCUGUACUGCAGUAUUAGGUUGGUUGCAUUGGGCAGCUCCCGUUUAAAAGUGUUUUCAUUUCCUGGCCUUAUGCUGCUACUUUCCUUUCACAAAACCAACCUCUCAAGGCUUCAGGAUCUCUCUGGGCACAGAGAAUAAAUCUAGGGAGUUGUUUAGCUGGGGGAGGAGGUGCAGUUCUGUCCAGACAGGUUAUCAGAUAGGAAGAAGAGAAAGAGCUAUUCCAAAGCACUGUAAACAAAAGGAGGACUAGAUGCCUUAGUCAGAUAAGAGGGGAGGUAACAUGUAAGAAUCAAUGAAAGGUAACCCUGGCAGGUACUGCACACUUGCACCUCCAGAGGAACAUAUCACAUCAAGGAGCCUGACAGGUACUCAGCAGAACCCAGGAUGAAGCUCCAGGAUGAGGCUUUGAAUGGCUAUAGUAUUCAUCCAAGACAGGAGCUCAGUGUUUAUGGUCCCUUUCCUUGCCCUAGGAGAGUGAUGGCCCCAGCUGGGAGUAGAAGUACAAAUCAGAGCUUCUCAAAUGGGCAUCACUCAUUGCUGAGCCUCACUUUCCUAGAGACACAGGCAGCGGAGUUCUAACCUCUUCCUAGAACAGCCAGAGUCACUGAAAGGAGUCCAAAGUGGGCACAGUUCCCAGAGCUAUGUCUAUAGUAGGAUGUGAAAGGUUAACCAGUUAACCGGUGGGGGGCUGGAGCAGCUCCCCACCUACCACAGGGGGCCUGCUGCGGACAGACGGUGCUCCAGCCCCACAGGAAGCACACCGUGGACAGGAGUUGCUCUGGUGGGGGUUGGGAGCUGGUAGCAGCCCCAGCCCCUUUGUGGGGGCUGAGAGCCAGCAGCCAGCCUCAGCGCAGGGCUGGGAGCCGGGCCCCGCAGGCUGGGGUCAGCUCCAGCCGGGUUGGAGCAGUCCCCUGCCUGGAUCCUGCUUAGUUGGUUAACCAGUUAAACAUUAUGUAAACCUAACAUUUAACCAGUUAACUGAUUAACCAGGAUUUUACAUCCCGAGUCUGUAGCCUCCUUCAUUCAUGCAAAUGGCCCUCUGCUCCUUCCUGUUGUAAAGCUCAGAUCCGUUUGAAAUGUGAACAUGGCUUUUAGUUUUUGUUGAGUCUGUUCUGCAGGCUCUUGGGUGUUUUGGGUAUCUUAGAAACCAAAAAGAAUAGUUUUUUAUAUAUAUGAAAAUCUGUAUAUUUAUGUCCAAGAUGGAAACAAAGAUGUUUGACUAUGGUGAUGUGCUCAAAAAUAUAUUUAUUUACUAAUAUAUUUAUCCACGUAUCAGGCUGCUCUUGUGUUUUUGUUUUGCCUGAAGUCCUCAGACGCUUGUGUUCUAAGAAGGUGCCUCCUUUCAAUUCCACAGAAAUGAAUUAUUUCAAAUGACCAUAUGCUGGUAAUGGAUGUUCUUCCUAAGAAGGAAGCCACUGCCAAGCUCCUAGCUGUAGGUAGGAGCUGGGGUCCAGCAUGAGAGCCAGGGCAAACCACUGGAGUGAGAUCGGGUGAUGACACUAUUAUAUCAGUUUAGGAAGCCUGUUAUUUAACAGGAGCGAUUUAAACAGAUGGAAACCAGGGCACAAAGCUGUACCAAUGUAUCCGUUUAACCGGAUUGGUGCAAUGGCACAUACAGAAAUCACUGGAGUUUUGAGUAUGUCCCUUAGUCGUAUGGGAUAAAAAACAAAUGGCCCUUUGUGUACUGGAGGUGAAUUGCCAGCAAUGCACGUAAAUUAGAUUGCUAAGCACUUUUCAUUAUAGAUACUAUUUCAGUUGCUUAUAAUUUUGACGAACUUGAACUGCUGAUUUUCUCCAUCCAUUAUUUCCAAGAAUGAGGGUAGGGAACCAUACACUGUUAUUGUUCAUGGUAAAAAAAUUAUCACCACUGUUUUGUUGAGAAGAUGGAGGUGUAUCCCUGCCUUGAAGUAUCAGUGAUGAGAGUAUCAGAAAUUAGUGAUGAUCUAUGGCAAAGGAGAAGUGAGGCACUCCCAUGGGAAUCAAAAGCUUUAGAAUUUGGAGGUCAGUGAAUCUUCACUCUUCUUGGCAUGUAACCCAGAAGUCCUGCUCUAUCUGACCACAGAUAAACCACUACUAGUAGUAUAUUGUGUGUGAGUGCUGCCUGGAACAAAGAGGGACAAAGGGUCCAAUCCUGUUCCCAUUGACUCUUCACUGGUUGCAUAAAUGAAGUCUUAAGGAAACAGCAUAGCAAUUUCCUCUGAUGUUCCCUCUUAGGUUACACUUACACUUAGGCUACAUCUAGA
Pelodiscus sinensis (Chinese soft-shelled turtle) is the source of this 11457-nucleotide messenger RNA. It is a transcript of the gene RNF43, whose product is annotated as ring finger protein 43. The record is from RefSeq and is a predicted model, not a curated record. Lineage: Eukaryota; Metazoa; Chordata; Testudines; Trionychidae.